UUAAGUUUCGGUAAUGACAUGAUACUUUCUCUCAUUACAGAACACAUCAAUAGAGUGAAGAAACAGAUAGAAAUACUGAAUGAUCAAAUUAAAAAGGCAGAAUUAUUUAUCGAACAAAUCAAACAAAAAAACCCUGAAUCUGUGCAAAACUUUAUAGAAGAAAUUGAAACUUUACAAGAUUGUAUAAAACUGAAGAAAAGUGAAAUAUCGAAUUUCAGUGAUCAGCUACAGCAUUAUGAAACAUGGCUCUCACAAGUGGAGAACGCGCUGCCUUAUGGAGAAAACGACAAAGAGAGGACCCAGCAAAACACGUAGCAUACAAAGAAAAAGAAAAACAAAGGUACCAAAAGAGAAAAGAAUCAGGUCAAAUAAAGUCUAUUUCUAAAUUGAGUGUCAGAGACCAAAGAAAAAGAAGGAGGAACUGGAAAUAUAACCAAAGAUCUAAACGUAAAAAAGAUAAAGAACUAAUGAAGGGUUUACAGGCACAAUUGUCUCCACCAUCUUCACCAGAUCCGUAUAGUUCAACUUCAAGUAACCAAUUAAGUGAGUCAAACAGAUUAAGAGGCAGAAAAAAGAAGAAUUUAAAUCGAUCAAAAGCUUACAGAGAUCAGUUCAAAUUAAGAAUUGAGCUAAAUAAAGAAAGAAGACUAAAGAAUAAAUACAAAUCAAGGUAUUAUCGAAUGAGAAGAAAGAAAGAUGAAUCUGACAGUGAAAUAAACAAUGAAGUACAGAAAAUUAUGAAAAAGAAAGCACAAACGAAAACACAUUUGACACACUAUUGUCUGUUGUUGAGAAACAUAAGAAAACGAUACAAGAAAGGAGAAACUGCCGAGAAACAACUGAUUAAAAAUUUACUGUACAGAGAAGCAAUACUUAGAAAAUACAAAAUCAGCAUGCAUUAUGCCAAACAGAAGACGGGAAUAAACGAAAUCCGUAUCAGAAAGUCACGCACUAUUUCUAUGACAAAACAAACCAUAUUGAAGUCUAGUAUAGAUGAUUUCUUUGAAAGAGACGAUAACUCUAGAAUUAAAGGAGGCAAAAAAUACACCAUUACACGAAGAAAGAUAAAGAAACAAAUAAGGCUAUUAAAUGACAGUAUUAAACAUCUACACGAAAAAUUUCUUUUUGAAACGGGCAAACGGAUAAGCUAUAGUCUUUUCGCACGAAUGAAACCUUUUUGGGUUAUAAGAGCAUCUGAGAAGGAUAGAGAAACAUGCCUUUGUAAAACUCACGAAAACCCAACUAUGAAAGUCAAUAAAUUAUAUGAUGAAAAGGUAUUAGAAACAAAAGACCUACGCCAACUUAUUUCAUGUAUUACAUGUGAUACAAAGAACAAAUAUUGUAUGUAUAGACAAUGCAAUCAGUGUAAGCUUAAAGAAAUUAACACAAAACCAGAAACAGAAAACCUAAAUUAUGGAAAAAUAGUUGAAUGGAGGGAAUGGAAAUCUGAUGUGAUCGAGAAAGAAAAAAUAUCUGAAAAUGGUGAAAUUAUCAAAACCAAACAUAACGUAACAAUCAAGAAAACUGAAACAGGCACAAUAACGACACUUGUUAAUGAACUUCAACAAGAUAUAACGAGAUUAGCAAGACAUGAAUUCAACAUAUCUCAUCAAUACUUGCAGUUGAAGCACUUGAAAGAUUCAUGCAAAACAAAUGAAUUAAUAUUGCAUAUAGACUUUUCGGAAAAUUACCUUUGUAAAUACAAGAGUGAACUACAAAGUGUGCACUUUGGGUUCUCCAAGAGACAAAUUUCCAUACAUACCGUGAUGGCUUAUACUAACCAGAAGUCAAAAGCAUUUGCUACAAUAUCAGACAAUUCUUCCCAUAAAGUAGUAGGAAUCUGGGCCCACCUUGAACCAGUUAUAAAGCAAAUGAAACGACUAAACCCUGGUUUAAACAUAUUACAUUUUAUAUCUGAUGGGCCAACAAGCCAGUACAGGAGUAAGUCCAAUUUCUACAUGUUUUCCACGAAACUCUUUGACCUCGGAUUUUCUGCUGGAACAUGGAACUUUAUGGAAGCAAGCCAUGGAAAGGGGGCCCCCGAUGGCAUCGGUGCUGUCAUCAAAAGAACAGCAGAUACUGUUGUGAACACUAAAGGUCAAGAUAUCACUAAAACAGCAGAUUUGAUUGAAGGAAUUCGUAAAUACGGCACUUCUAUAGAACUGAUUGAGAUUUCUGAUAACGACUUUCGUGAAGUGGAAAAGACUAUACCGGCUAAUGAUGAUGUUCCGUCUGUUAAAGAGACAAUGAAGCUACAUCAGAUUGUUGUUAAGCAGAAAGGAGUUGUGUCAUCUCGAGUUUUGAGUUGUUUCUGUUCAGAGAAUUGCGAAUGUUUUAAUAUGAAAUCUACGACACUUCUGUCACAGGGGACACCAAAUUCAUCUGCUGAAGUGGAAUGUGCUAGCACCACUGUGUCUGUACGAACGAAUAUUUCGAGCUCAGUGCUUCAGAAAAUUCUUAAUGUUGAAGAAUCAUUGAUUGGACUGUACUGUGUAGUAGAAUAUGAGAACAUGCCAUAUCCAGGAUUGAUUCUUGACGUUGAUGAAAAUGAUUUAGAGGUUAAAGUGAUGCACAGAAUUGGUGUAAAUAGAUUUUUUUGGCCGUUAUUGGAGGACAGGAUAUGGUACCAUAAACAGAAAGUGGUAACUUUACUCAAGGAAGAACCACAGAAGGUCACAAACAGGCACCGUGAACUUCCGUCAAUAAUUUGGAAGUGCAUCGUGUCAGAAAUGAAUUUAGAUUCUUAAGACUGACCUAUAUAAAUUCUGAGUGUUUUUUCUCUCGUUGUUUGAUUAUCAAACCAGAGACUCAGUAAAUAUUAUCAAAUAUGGCCGCAUAUAUGAUACUAUUACACAUUUGGUAAUUAAAUUAUAAUUAAUGUGUGUUAGCUCUAUAUGUUACAAAAUUUUGAAUGUUUAUCUACAGUUUUACUACAACUAAGUUUUUUCAUGUUUAACAGUUUGAGUAUGACCAAUUAAAGUUAUAAUAUUGUAUUUUCAUGUUCUAUCGGCAAUAAAGUUUUUGUUAGUUACUAUUGUGUUACGUAAAUAAGCAUUCAACACAGAUGUAGAUUUCAAUUGUCAUCACCAUAACGCAGGCGUCACUUCCACAACGCUGUGUCAUUACCAUAACCUCACUUGUUUUUAAUUUUAUUUUUACCCUUUUAAGAAAUAUCGAAGACAAUUUUAAGCAUUUCUCAUUUAUUUCAUUUAUACAUUUAUUAUACAACAAAAAUUUUUAACAUUUGUAUCCCUAUUAAGGUGAAAAAUAUAUUCUAAUGUUGGUAUUUUUUUACUUUUAUGGAGGUUCCUGAUUUGUCAAAUGAUACGAGUUUUUCUGAACAU
Messenger RNA from Ruditapes philippinarum (Manila clam), 3344 nucleotides. RefSeq lists its product as uncharacterized. The record is from RefSeq and is a predicted model, not a curated record. Lineage: Eukaryota; Metazoa; Mollusca; Bivalvia; Venerida; Veneridae. Bases 243 to 2747 code for a protein of 834 amino acids. The transcript is spliced from 5 exons.